UGUACCUAUGCCAACAUUACUUAGACUUAGACACCCUAACAACACAUCCUUUUCGGUAGUUUCAGUAUGCCUCGUUCAUCAUUGCCGCAAGAUAUCGUCCUUCUGCUUUGUCAAGAGCUGGCGUUCCGAUGUGACUUUGCCACGCUAUUCCAGUGCUCUCUAGUCAGUCGAAGAGUAGCAAGCCUUGCCAUAGAGCAACUUUACGGUGUCCAGGAACUGUCGCCCAUUAACCAACCUGAAACAUUCAGCCUGAAAAAACUGGCAAGAUUAUGGCGCUCAAUACUUUUGUCGAGUAUUGGGCAGACGAUUUACCCGUACUGCACCUAUAUCCGGUCUUUGUCUCUUGGGAACUACGGAUCGCUGCUUGAAGACAUCUGGAAUAAUAAGGAUGUUACUCUUCUAGAACCUCAAGAUGAGAUCAAACAAUUUGUAGUUCUUCGUGGGAAUCAAACGCUGAAAAGACCGACCAGGAGCCAGGCUAUGCCCCUGUUUGACUUUCAGCAAUCUAUGAUCGAGGCUGGAGAGGCAAUCACGCAAUGCGUCAAGCAGGCGGCGGACCAGACUGAAACAUCUGUGACUCUUGUACACCUGGAGGUCACCAUGAUACCACGAGAGAUUCUGCCGGUUUGGCUUACCCGCCUCCCAUCGCUACAGUCCCUUCAUCUACAGGAUGGAUCAUCACUGACAGCGGAAGCUGCGAGUGCAAUAGCCCAGUGGUGCCCCAAAUUCUCUGAAUUUCGGUGCUUGACGUGUCGAGGCGACGAGAUUGACGAGAACGUAGCGCGGUUCUUCCAGAUUCUGCGACCGAAUACCUUGCAAUGCUUUGAGAUCAUCAGCUUCAACGACAUUGGUGAACAAACAUUGAUUGCCCUGAAUGCUCAUGCGGUGUCACUUAAAGUCCUCACGCUAGGUAGCUUACCAGGCGCCGUGAUGAGCUCUUUGAACGUUCUUCCUGCUUGUGUGGCUUUAGAGAGUCUCAGUCUCGAAAGCCAGCGGCAUAAUCCCUGUGACUUAGCUGGCAACGAAACGGUCCUAAAGGAAAUAGCUUCUUGGAUUCAGAAUUGCACAAAACUCCGUAAUUUGACGCUCACCAAUAUCAGAGAUGGCCUCCUCGUUGUCAAGGAUGUUCUUAACUCGCCUGGUAUCCGGCUGCGUGCGCUGGAUCUGCAAGGCUUCAGUUCACAUGGUGAGGAGGUGGAUGUUGCCGCCUGGAAAGCGCUUGCUCAGCAGGACGAGCUCGAGGACCUUGCUAUCGGUGGUCUGGACGGAAUGCCGGAUGCGUUGAUCAUACAUGAGACGCCGCCAUUGGCAGAGUCAAUCUGCAAGCUGAACAAUCUCAAAUCACUCGAUUUAAAGAGGGCAUCGGUUCGUGCGAUUGAACUCCGCAAAAUAAUUAUGGCUCUCCCAGCAUUGACAAAUCUGAGCUUCGGUGGUGAUUGGAUCGAUGACCAGAUUCUUGAAUCACUUGGCACGAUACGGCACCUUCAGAACUUGCUCGUUAAUGCAUUGUCGGUGUUCACGUUCGAAGGCCUUCAGACAUUUGCUCAAAACCUUGAUCCGGAGCGGCAAAAGGGGAUUGUCGUUGAGAUCAACAAUCAGAUAGGGAACUGGAAAUUCAAUGAAGACGAGGAGGCUUGGCUUGUCAGCCACUUUGUCAAUGUCCUUGGAGGAAGGAUUGAUAUUGGUGUAUUUAAAGAUCCCGAUGAGGCUCACGAGGGUGACUUCUCAUCAGACUCGGACUAAACCAACCAGGGAUAAGCGACAAUAUACUACGCUACUUCACAGGCGUUCAACCAAGACCAGAAUUUGUAGGAUACGAAGAGUACAGGACAACAUUUGACAGACAUAAUGUAGAACCGGCAAAGACCAUAUAUUACAGCAAGCAUAGCCGGAGUGCUAGUCUAAGAUUUUCCCA
Molecule: messenger RNA, 1915 nt
Organism: Truncatella angustata
Lineage: Eukaryota; Fungi; Ascomycota; Sordariomycetes; Amphisphaeriales; Sporocadaceae
Exons: 3
Coding region: 67-1743 (558 amino acids)
Source: RefSeq, a predicted model, not a curated record